Nycticebus coucang (slow loris) is the source of this 3526-nucleotide messenger RNA. It is a transcript of the gene SLC12A8, whose product is annotated as solute carrier family 12 member 8. Lineage: Eukaryota; Metazoa; Chordata; Mammalia; Primates; Lorisidae. Gene Ontology annotation, biological process: cell volume homeostasis; chloride transmembrane transport; chloride ion homeostasis. The transcript is spliced from 14 exons. Gene Ontology annotation, cellular component: membrane. The record is from RefSeq and is a predicted model, not a curated record. Bases 696 to 2831 code for a protein of 711 amino acids. Gene Ontology annotation, molecular function: potassium:chloride symporter activity.
UCCGCGGGUCGCCCGGAGGUUGGAGCACCUGGGAUGCGGGAUGCGGGUUCCGUCGGCCCCGGGUGGGGAAGGGCGGCGUGGGUCAGAGGUCGGGGGCUGCAGCGGCAGGCGGGCUCUGGGCGUGCGGGGCUGCCCGGGCCAUCUAGCGCACCACCUGUCAUCGGCUUUUGGCAGGACCGCAGCUCACCACGUCCUGCAGCCUGCCCAGCUUCUCUCUGGGCGAACCCUCUUCCCCUAACUCCCACUCUUUCUUUUGAAGACCCCUCAGUGCGCUGUCCCUUCCUCGCCUUCGCUGGCUGCUGUCACUGGUCAUGUUCUUCCCACAAGCCCACGGUUCUGCUUCCUUAUUCUUUCUCUCUUCCUCCCCUUUCCUCCUUUCUCCAAAAUGUCAUGGGCCCUGUCCAAGUUCCAGGACUAUGCUGGCGACAGGGAGCACACAAAUCAGAGGACAAGGCCUCUGCAGCCAGGGAAGACUCUGCUGGUGGGCUGGGGACUGCCCACUGACCAGGAUGCACCCACCGUUUUUUCUCAUCAGCCUUCAUCCCCCUGCACUUUUCUGCCCUGUUCCAGGGAGGGCUCCUGAGACAGCCUCCUAAUCUCCCCUCUCCCCUCUGCUCAUUGUCACAUCUGCAGCCAGUUCUAGGGGGUCUGCCCACCCACACCACCAGCACCCCAUUUGCACGAGAGUGGCCCAGAUGUCUCAGGUGCAGGAACUCUUCCACGAGGCAGCCCAACAGGGAGUGCUGGCCCAGCCCCAGCCCUGGUGGAAGAUCCAGCUGUUUGUAUGGGAGCCAGUGCUGUUUGGGACCUGGGAUGGUGUGUUCACAUCCUGCAUGAUCAACAUUUUUGGGGUUGUGCUUUUCUUGAGGACUGGCUGGCUGGUGGGAAACACGGGAGUGCUCGUGGGCAUGUUCCUGGUCUCCUUCGUGGUCCUGGUGGCCCUCGUCACCGUGCUGUCUGGCAUCGGUGUUGGGGAGCAUGGAGGCAUGGGCAGUGGCGGCGUCUACUCCAUGAUAUCGUCCGUGCUCGGUGGGCAGAUGGGAGGCACGAUUGGGCUGCUCUACGUGUUCGGACAGUGUGUUGCAGGUGCCAUGUAUAUCACCGGCUUUGCUGAAUCCAUCUCAGAUCUGCUAGGCCUCGGGAAUAUCUGGGCUGUGCGAGGAAUUUCAGUUGUGGUGCUUCUGGCCUUGCUGGGGAUUAACCUAGCAGGUGUCAAAUGGAUAAUCCGCCUCCAGCUGCUGCUGCUGUUCCUGCUGGCCGUGUCCACACUGGACUUUGUGGUAGGCUCUUUCACCCACCUGGACCCAGAACAUGGUUUCAUUGGAUAUUCACCAGAACUGCUGCGGAACAACACUCUGCCAGAUUACAGCCCUGGGGAGUCUUUUUUCACUGUUUUUGGGGUUUUUUUCCCGGCAGCUACAGGAGUCAUGGCCGGCUUCAACAUGGGGGGCGACCUCAGGGAGCCCUCCACCAGCAUCCCCCUGGGCUCCCUAGCAGCCGUUGGCAUCUCGUGGUUUUUGUACAUUGUCUUCGUCUUCCUGCUUGGCGCCAUCUGCACCCGUGAGGCCCUUCGCUAUGACUUCCUGAUAGCUGAAAAGGUGUCCCUUGUGGGCUUCCUGUUCCUUUUGGGCUUAUACAUCUCCUCCCUGGCCUCCUGCAUGGGAGGUCUCUACGGAGCACCCCGGAUCCUGCAGUGCAUUGCCCAGGAGAAAGUGAUCCCUGCACUUGCCUGUCUGGGGAAAGGGAAAGGGCCAAAUAAAACACCUAUAGCUGCCAUCUGCUUGACCAGCUUGGUGACCAUGGCCUUUGUUCUCGUGGGUCAGGUGAAUGUUCUGGCCCCCAUCGUCACCAUCAACUUCAUGCUGACUUACGUCGCUGUGGACUACUCUUAUUUCUCCCUGUCUAUGGGUCCCUGCAGCCUCCCCCAGGUGCCUGAGCCAGUGCUCAGGGAAGACCCGGAAGCUCUCCGCUGCUCUGAAUGCCUGGUCGUGGGGAGAGCACCCAGCUAUGGUUCUGAGGGCCCUGCCCAAAGUGUCUCAGAGGGCACACUGCUAGAAUUCACCAAAGACAUGGACCAGCUCCUCCAGCUAACCAGGAGGCUUGAGAACAGCCAACCCAGGCAAGGAGAGGUUGGCAGGACCGCAGAGAGACAGACGAGGAAACACAAGAAGGCCACCAAGCAAACCCUGCAGGAUAGCUUCCUCCUGGACCUCCAGUCCCCUGAUUCCUUCCCUACUGAGAGCUCUGACAGAUUACCCACUGCCUCCCUGGAGGGACAGGAGUCCUCCUGGAACGAGCAGACUUCCAGGAGUGAAGGGACUCAACCUGGGGGGACAUAUGGAGAACAACGUGUCCCUAAGCUGGGUAACCAGUAUGAGCCAAGUGGAGAAGAUUUCUUCCUGAAGUCUAGGCUCCAGGAACAAGAUGUCCACAAGAGACCAACUUCUUUCUACACGCAAAUAUGUAAUCCUUGGGUCUCCUUGUUGGGGGCUGUUGGGUCCCUUCUCAUCAUGUUUGUGAUCCAGUGGGUCUAUACCCUGGUUAACAUGGGUGUUGCUGCCAUUGUGUAUUUCUACAUUGGCCGGACCAGUCCAGGACUUCACCUUGGAUCAGCCUCCAACUUCAGCUUUUUCCGGUGGAUGAGGUCUCUUCUGAUCCCCUCCUGCAGGAGCUUACGGUCCUCCCAGGAACAGAUCAUUUUGGCACCAUCCCUGGCUAGGCUUGACAUGGAGAUGACUCAGCUCACCCAGGAGAACGCAGACUUCGCCACUCGGGAUCGCUACCACCACUCCUCCUUCGUGAGUCGCGAACAGCUGAUGCCUCAGUACUAGAAGUGGCACUGGGACCUUCCUCUCUGGGCGGUGUCCUUUGCACAGUGGACUCAAGCCUUGGAACCUUCGUGGAACUGCUUCUCUUCCAUAAGAAACUCAUGGCCUGUCUCCCACUGCUGCUUUGGACAAUGGAAAUCCGUGUUCUGGUCUAGAUUACUCUGCCUAGCCCCAAUAACAUUAGGGAUGGCAGUGGCCUCUGCAGCACCACACCCAGGCUAAAGAGCUCCACCUGGCACACCAGGACCAUCCCUCAGAUGUGGAGAAGCAGAAUCAGAUGGCUUGUUCUGAGGGCCACAAUAAAUGGUCAUUUUCUUUCUUAUUGUAUUAAUUUAUUUUUGAAUAAAUAAUAUACUCCCAUGGUUCAAAAUGCCAAAGUAUAAUGAUAUAUAAAGUGAAGGGAGACUUCCCUCCCAUCCUUGCUCCCCAGCUGCUCUGAUGUUCAUGUCCCCUGGCCCAGACAUAACCACUGGAAUCAGGCAUACUUCCGGAAUUUUUUUUAUGAAUAUCCAAGCAAAUAGGUACGUGGAUUCUUAUCAUUCUCCUUUUGUACACCAAGGGUAGUAUGUUUUAUGCACAUUUUGCACCUUCCCUUUUCCCCUUAGUAAUCUAUCUUGGAUUGCUACCUCUCCCUGUCACUAUAUAUGUUGUUUCCUCGCUAUGUCUCAUUGUAUGUAUGCGCUACAGCUAUUUACACC